This is a messenger RNA of Mycena citricolor, 1076 nucleotides long. NCBI's taxonomy places the organism in Eukaryota, Fungi, Basidiomycota, Agaricomycetes, Agaricales, Mycenaceae. The record is from the annotation of a GenBank genome assembly.
CGUUUUUCGAUCUCCCUCGGCACCACGAAGUACCCCACUCGCAGCUCGCAGCGUACCAGCAUCUUUCUAAGUACACAGGACUGUGAAGUUCAACACAUCUCUCGACAUCUGCCCAACAAUACUGCCAUUGGAACUUUGCGGUCUGCGCAUCGCAACAAGCCGAGACCAUAUCCUCUGAGGUCCACCUUCGACGCUCAGCUGCAAGGACUCGGAUACAUUGGCAAGCGUCGCCGUCAACGCAAACGAGCGGGCCGCCGGAUGCAUGUACAAUGGGUAUCACUCCAGCCGCCUGGCCCUGUGCGUCAGCGCUGCUGACCAAAGCGAAAGAGAAGAAGAGAAGGCGACGUACCAUAAACUCCAUAACAUUGAUCCUGAAGUGUUCAUCCAGCAUGGUGUUCAGACCAACACUCACACGACCCAGCCAAGCGAGCACCUGCGAGUACGGGCGGCGCUUCCAAAAACGCACACACCUGGCAACCCAACUCGCUGGCAAGCUUCCGCAACCCCUCCACGCGAGCCUCGUCGCUCGCAUUCCGGCAUCCGCCGAUCAUGACCAGCUGCACGCCCCGCGCGGCGUACUCCGGGUGGUUCUGCAGCAGCGAAUGCACAUCGGAAUCACGCGCUCCCUCCCCGCGAGCGGCAGCCAUGCCGUGUCGCGCGUGUCGCACGAGGGGUACACGACGCGCGUGCGCACGGCCGCAGCGGGCCCGAACGGGGGUACGCGAGCACGACGUCAACGUGCCGAUUCGUCCAGCCCGAGUUGACCAGCACGACGCUCGCGCGGCGCAGCGCGAGCGCGUAAAGCAGCAUGAACGCGUGGUAUGUCGACUUCCUGUUGAAGAUCACUCCGACCAAUCUUGAUUCUCACUGGGUUUUCGAGAAUGAUGAGCUUUUCCGUAACUUCGAUGUCCAACUCCGCUAAUUCCUCGCCAACGAGUUUCCUGAGAUGAACAUGAGUGCGGAACUGUCUUUCAAGGUCGAGAAAUCCAUUAUCUGGUCGACACAGUUGAUGCGGACAUGUUUUACGCUCCCUGCAUGCGGUACAACAUACAUGUCAUCAAUCCGCAGCAUUUCCC